Messenger RNA from Saimiri boliviensis boliviensis (Bolivian squirrel monkey), 1044 nucleotides. RefSeq names its product ubiquitin conjugating enzyme E2 B (gene UBE2B). The record is from RefSeq and is a predicted model, not a curated record. Lineage: Eukaryota; Metazoa; Chordata; Mammalia; Primates; Cebidae.
GGAGGGAGACGUCAUUGCAGGGUUGUUUGUCAGUCUCGGUGGCGGCGGCGGCGGCGGCGGCGGCGGCUACCCACAGUGAUUUGGCCGCCGCGCCGGGGGGUGGGGGGGCUGCGCGGGACUCUUUUCUUUCAGACUGACCGCGGGGCAGCUGGGGAGCAUGUCGACCCCGGCCCGGAGGAGGCUCAUGCGGGAUUUCAAGCGGUUACAAGAGGACCCACCUGUGGGUGUCAGUGGUGCACCAUCUGAAAACAACAUCAUGCAGUGGAAUGCAGUUAUAUUUGGACCAGAAGGGACUCCCUUUGAAGAUGGUACUUUUAAACUAGUAAUAGAAUUUUCUGAAGAAUAUCCAAAUAAACCACCAACUGUUAGGUUUUUAUCCAAAAUGUUUCAUCCAAAUGUGUAUGCUGAUGGUAGCAUAUGUUUAGAUAUCCUUCAGAACCGAUGGAGUCCAACAUAUGAUGUAUCUUCUAUCUUAACAUCAAUUCAGUCUCUGCUGGAUGAACCGAAUCCUAACAGUCCAGCCAAUAGCCAGGCAGCACAGCUUUAUCAGGAAAACAAACGAGAAUAUGAGAAAAGAGUUUCGGCCAUUGUUGAACAAAGCUGGAAUGAUUCAUAAUAGACAACUGGUCUGUUAAUCUUUUUCAUCAUUGUUGUGUAUAAUUUACCUCUCAGUAGAAAGGCUAACAAAUUUUAAGUGCCACAGGUUUUAAGGAUUCUGCAGAAAAAAAAGAAAAAUGUCCUUCAGUUUAGAACCUACAAAAGCUUGUGUAUCUUGAUUAAUGUACUUUUUAUUGCAUGGUGUGAACUAAGUUAUUGCUGCAUAAAUUUGUAAUAUAUCCUGUUUGUAUUUUUUUCCAAGUGUAUAAUGUUGGUGUGGAGUUUUCAUGACAGAAUAUACACAUUUUGUAAAUCUGUACUUUUUUCAAAUAUUGAAUGCCUUAUUUUUGAAUUCUUUAGAUUUUUAAAUUGGAAAAAGCACUUAAAGUUUUUUAUAUAUGAAUAUUACAUGUAAAGCUGUUAAAAUACAUAACUUCAGUGCAAGAG